AUGCCGCGCCUCUUCGAGGCGGCCGCAGGGGGGAAUCGCGAGGGCCCGAGGAGGGCAUGGAUCGACAUCUCCCAGGGCUCUUUGGAGGACUUGGGGGGCCAGGCCCUUCUGGGCUGCGCUGGCGACGGCGUCCUGUCCCUCUGCAGCGCCGAGCUGGCCGACGUCGAGAAGGGCGAGGCCCGCCAGGUGGAGGCCCUCGAUCGCGAGCUGGAGCGCCUGCUGGCUAAGCGGCGCCACCACGAGCAGCGCCGCCAGGCCUCCUCGCGGGAGCUCCGCCGCCGGGCCGUGUCGCAGUCGCCCCUCGGCCGGGCGCUGGCGGACCUGAUCCUGCCGUGCCUCGGCGCGGCGGAGGCCGCGAGGCUCUUCGCGGCGUCGCCGGCCGUGCUCUCCGCGUCGUGCUGCCUCUGCGACCCGGGCGCCCGCCGACGGGUCUACCACCUGAGAAGCAUGGCUUCGGAUCUGCCGCCGCAGAUGGCCCAGACUGUGGUCGCGAGGCUGUACUGGCCGGCGGUGCAGACUGUGUUCAUGGACCUGGGCGGGCAUGGCUGGGUGCACCUGCUGGAGGCGCUGUGGAACCCCUGGCUGGAGCACGAGGGGUCCGGAGCGUCUGCGCCGGAGCUGCAGCUGUCUUCCCUGUCGGCCCUCUCUGUCGUUUUCCCCGCCGAGCGCUCGGCGAUAUGCAGGGAGCGGUGGCUGACGGUGUCACCCUUGCUGGUGAACUUUGUACAAACUUUCGGGAACGCCCCUCUGCGGGAGCUGAUCCUCACCAACCUGAGGUCCACGGACGUCUUGACCGCCGCCCUGAGAUUCUGCGGCAGGCACCUGGCGGUGUGCCUGGCCUCCUUCCUGGGGCCCGAGAGUAAGCGGGGCGCCCUGGAGCUGCCCGACUCGGGCCUCCCGGAGCUGCAGUGCUUCUGGAUCCACCACCGCGACUUCAGCGAGCAGCGGGCCUCGCGCCAGGACCGCAUGCGCGUGCUCGCGAAGCCUCUGCUCGCCUGCUUGCGCAGCGUGCGGAAGCCAGAGAAUUUGAAGGUCCUGACGCUGACUGGCGUGCAGGUGGACGGCAGCGCCGAGGAGACCGCGUGCCUUCUGCAGGGGCUGCUCGGGUUCACCCGCUUCGCGGCCAUCUCGCUGCGCUUCUCGGUGCCCAGGACCUUCGGCGCGCUGCUGCCCCUGCGCGUGCUGUUCCAGAUGAGGCUGGCAUGGCGCGACGUCGGCGCCUUCUUCCUCAGAGACACGUCCUUGCACGGCUUCGACUACUGGCCGGAGGAGUACACUGCCGACCUCGCCAGGCUCUACCCGCGGAGCGCGAAGCCGGAGCCGUUCCAGGUGUUCGACAACGAGUUCCGCCAGGUCCUGCGGUCGCAGUACUCCACCACUCCGGAGCGGCAGUGGAGCCAGCUCCUGCCUGCCGAGAGGCGCCACUGGGACAGGGUGUCCCGCGGCCUCCAGGGCAUACCCCUCGACGAGGUGAGGCACCGGAUCUUCGAGCUGUUCCCCGGCAGCUUCUCACGGGCCUCUGGCGCGUGA
Prorocentrum cordatum is the source of this 1530-nucleotide messenger RNA. The record is from the annotation of a GenBank genome assembly. Lineage: Eukaryota; Dinophyceae; Prorocentrales; Prorocentraceae.